GGAGGAAAGGGCUAACAAUUAGGGGGAAUAGGAGAGCGCAGAAGGACCAGCAGGGCCAAUCGGCUUUGUUUUCAUCGUGUGCUCACUGUUUUGGAGCUGUGCUGACUGAAACGAGGCAGGCAUGGCAGAGGACCGGUAUGUGUUUGAGACGGAGUGGUACGACCCCCAGGCGGAGCUGCAGAGGAAAUACCUACUCACCUUCUACCUCAAAGACAACACCAUCGAAAUGGUACGGAUGGUCACACGCACGGCGCUUUACAGUGCAGUGCACUAACAGCUCUUCCCCCAUUGCAGAUGGACAUCGUGAUGUUGUAUGUUGAUUGCGUGUGUUGCUGUGUAUGUGCGCAGUAUGACGUCAAGAACCACAGGAUGUUUCUGAAGCGCACGUGCUACCCCUCCGUGGAGCUGUCGGACCUGUUCAUCGGGGCCAGAGUCACCAUCUUUUCGAGGCAGCUGAAGCUCGUCCAGUACGGCGACGUCUUCACACGCAAAUGCCUCGAGACAAGGAGAUCCAGGUGGAGUGGAUGGGGGACAGGAUCGAGAGAAUUGUGUGUGGAAUUGUGUCAUUGAUUGCAAUGGUUUAUCAGGACUCUCGCGUUGGUGAAGCCGGAUGGGUAUCAGAAGAUGGGGCGGAUUCUGCAGGCGGCCAUCGACGCGGGGCUGAUUGUCAGCCGCGUCAAGAUGGUGCGGCUCGCGCCGCAAGACACGGCCGACUUCUGCGGGGCCAUACCCACAUACGCACAGGUACAGUACACACAGCCAUCCCGUGUUUUGAUGUGUCUCUCCACGUCUGCGUGUCUGUCUGUCUGUCUGCCAGGAUAGCGGUGUCUUUGACCGUGCGGUGCAGUUCAUGUCUAGCGACGUGGUGGUGGCCAUUGAGCUGGUGGGGCAGGAUGCAGUGGCCACAUGGAAACGCAUCAUCGGCCCCGACGACCCCGCAGUGAGCACAUGGACAGACGGACAGACGGACAGACGGAUAGACGGACAGAUCCAGAGGGAGGGAGGGAGGGAGGGAGGGAGAGAGACACACACAGAGAGAGAGAGAGAGAGAGAGACCAAGCAGACAAAGAGAGCGAAACCAGGGAGCCCUUUGUGUGUACUGUACGUGCAGCAAGCCAAGGCGCAGUCUCCUCAGAGUCUGCACGCGUCGUGUGGCGGUGAGGACGUUGUGCAGAAUGCCGUCCACGGCAGCGACUCCAACGAAAUGGCCCGCCUGGAGCUGGAGUUCUUCUUCGACAGGAAGUGGCAGGUGGGUACACACAACACACUACACACGUCUGUAGCUGUCACGUCACCUCAUGUGUGUCCGUGUCGUGGGGUGGGGUGCACUGCAGCCGACGGCUUUGGUUAACCACUGUUCGUGUGCAGUCAUUCGUCCGCACGCCAUGAGACAGGCGGGGCACAUCAUAGGUAGGUUCACCACGCCACACGGCUUGGGAGAGAGAGAGAGAGAGAGAGAGAGAGAAAGAGAUUCUGACACCAACCGUUGACCGCUGGGUGUCUGUCAUGUGGAGGUAGAUGACAUUCUGAAGGCGGGGUUUGAGGUCUCUGCGAUGGAGCUCUUUCAGCUCAACAAACAGAUGGCUCAGGAGUUCCUGGAAGUCUACAAGGUAUUCAUUAACCAGGAGGGAAACAACUGAGACACACAGAACGAACGAACGCUCCCGUGCGUGUGAUUCCAUUGAUUGCGUAUUGUCAGACGGCGUUGCCUGAGUACAGCAGUUUGGUGGAGCAGAUGUGUUCGGGCCCCUGCCUGGCCAUGGAGAUUAGGCAGGAGAAUGCCGUUCAGACCUUCAGGGACCUCGUAAACACAGCACACACAAGGCACCACCGAACCAAACGAGACACGCAGGACAGGGAAAGGACAUGUGGUGUAGGUGGGGCCCCACGACCCGGACAUCGCAAGAGCUUUGCGGCCCAACACACUACGAGCAAAGUGAGACAGACAUUCUUGCUGCACAGACAGGUGAUGAGGUGAUUGAGGUUCGCUGGCUGCCCGCCUGCCUGUUGCUCAGGUACGGCAUCGAUCGCGUCAAGAACGCCGUGCACUGCACAGACCUGCCGGAGGACGGCGCGCUGGAGGUGGGCGGGCCAGUGAGGUGUGUCGACCAAAACCGUUUGGGCUCAUGGGGCUGGCUGUGUGUCGUGGGUUGACGACAGGUCGAGUUUUUCUUCAGCAUCCUGCAGCAGCAGCAGCAGCAGCAGCAGGGCUCAUAGAUAGCUUGGUGUUGGUUGGUGUGUGGUCGAAGGACAGCUAUCCUCGUUCGUGUGUGUGGACGGGGGGCAUCCAUGAUCGAUGAACGGCAUACACGCUCAUGCAAAGUGAAGGCACAAGUCGAGCGCCCUGGCCUGCCUCCAUGCCGUGUGUAGCUUGGGGGUUAAUUAAAACGGUGUCCGGCAG
Molecule: messenger RNA, 2401 nt
Organism: Vitrella brassicaformis
Lineage: Eukaryota; Vitrellaceae
Source: the annotation of a GenBank genome assembly